AUGUAUCCCCUACAAUAUCUUCAGCAUCAUUUGGAGCCUUCGCACGACUUCCGGGCUAUAAAUUUGCAAGGACACUCCACAAGAGCAAUGCUCUCAAUACGGAAGCAUGUGUUAGGGUUCGGGUUGGUGCUGAUAUUAAUGUUGCUGUUUCCUGCUGGACAAGCCACUCCAAUGAAAAGCCGUUGCCUACAAUUCGGCACAACAUCCACAACCAACACGCAACAGCAGAAUGGGCAGGACUUUGUUGACGAUUACGUAAGCUACGACGACCAACCGGAACCUUCGGAUGAGCCAGUUUUCGACAAGAAUGUUUCUACAGUCGUCACAUGCUCUCGGACGGCACCAUAUUGCUACACGCUCUGGACAUUCGACACCGUCAAGAAUGCGAGCCGAGUUGUUGUGCAAGGUUGCUGGGGUUCGACAGACGAUCAGGAGUCCUGCAGUAAUGCGGAAUGUAUUAGUACGACCGAAACACCCACCAAGCAUUUCUUCUGCUGCUGCAGUGGCGAUAGCUGUAAUGGGAACUUCAGCUAUCUACCGCCCCCUACCACGGCCGACGGGUUAAGUAUGCCGGAAGAGAACGAAAACAUUACGCCAUUUGCGCCGUACACUUCGAUCUGGAGUUCGCCGACGGUGUACAUCUGCUUCGCAUUACUCGCCAUCAUGGUACUCGGAAUCGUGGGCUUUCUGAGCUGCCGCCAGCUACCAAAGAAAGGUGUUGCUGAGCUGCUGGAACACAUGGAACCGUCCGGUCCGGGAUAUAGCUCGAAUCUCUAUAACGUCGAUAAUCUGAAGCUUGUGUCCAUGAUCGGGCAGGGCAAAUACGGAACCGUUUGGAAAGGUAUCGUUAACGAACAGCCAGUUGCGGUGAAAAUCUUCGCUGCCCAACAUCGCCAGUACUUUCUCAACGAACGUGACAUUUACACGGUGCCGCUGAUGGAAUCUCCUGCACUUUUGACAUACUUUGGGUCUGACGAAAGACGAACAUUGGAUGAUCGUAUCGAAUAUAUGCUGGUACUUUCGUUGGCACCAUUGGGUUGUUUGCAGGAUUGGUUAACGGACAACCGUGUGCCAUUCAGUACGUUCUGCCGAAUGGGUAAAUCCAUCGCCAACGGGUUGGCACAUCUCCACACAGAGAUCCGCAAAGGUGACCUGCUCAAACCAUGCAUCUGCCAUCGCGAUUUGAACUCUCGCAACAUUCUCGUCAAAUCGGACCUGUCCUGCUGCAUCGGCGAUCUCGGUUUCGCGCUGAAAACGUUCGGUGCACGGUACGAGUACCGUGGAGAAAUAACGCUCGCCGAAACGAAGAGUAUCAACGAGGUUGGCACGGUACGUUACAUGGCACCGGAAGUACUAGAGGGUGCCGUGAAUCUACGCGACUGUGAAUCCGCCCUCAAGCAGAUCGAUGUGUACACGCUGGCACUAGUGUUAUGGGAGCUGGCAAAUCGCUGCGAAGAUUUCUAUCCCGAAGGUACAACCGUGCCGGAGUAUCGGGCACCGUACGAAGAGUAUGUCGGUCCCAAUCCCAGUUUCGAGCAGAUGCAGGUUCUUGUAUCCCGCAACAAAGCGCGACCUUCGUUCCCGUCACACUUUGGCGCAAGCCUGGUGACGCAGAUCGUUCGCGACACUUGCGAGGAUUGUUGGGACCACGAUGCGGAAGCCCGACUAACAGCAAUGUGCGUACAGGAGCGGCUACAAGAGAUUGCCCAGAUAAACCCUAGCGCAAGAAGCAUGCCGGUGCGGGCGUGCAGCCACGACGAUGGCACAGCGUUGGAGAAGACCCAACUGUAUCAGUUGGAAAGCGAUGGCCCCGCGAUGGUGGCAAUGAUGGGUCAACUGCAUCAACGGUACAGUCCGGACGGGACGAUCGCAUUCAUGACUCCACCAAACCAGCAGAUCAUUCCUCAGCUGCCACCGGCCGGCUAUAGGGACGAUACAACCGGAUCGUACAAAUACGGCAAGCUAUCUGGCGGUAACAUCUCAACAACGAACAGCGGUGCACCGUCGUCUCAGUCCGAUGAAGACGAGCAGCACACCGUGCGCAAAGGACAAGCGCCAUUAAUUCAGAAGGAAGUGCCCUUUGCAAGUGGCCCCGGUAAGGGUCUUGGGGGCAGUGUGAAGGUAAUGCUGCAGAAAACAUUCCACAAAAAUCAUCAGGGAGGUGGAAACAAUCCCUCGCUAAUGGGUCGUGGGUACGAUGGCACCCAACACAACUGUGACGAUGGUGAUGAUCGUUCCAAUUUGGUAGUGGUAGUCGAAACCACCGAUCCAUAUCCCCAGCAACGGAGUGCCCUGCUUUCGCAGCAGGAGAUUCUAAUGAAUCACCACAACAACCAGCAACAGCAUAUGCAGUGUGCCAUGGAGCGACCGACGAAUCUGGAUCUCGGUAGUACCGGUAAGUACGAGAGUAACUUACUGCUGCACGAACCGCAACAUUCCGUUGGAACCAUUUCCACCGCCGAUGCUGCCGGUAAUCCACGGGACAGGGUAGAACGAUACGCCAAGGCGCUGGCUGACGCUGAUUUCGCCCGACAGUCGUUUGCCAUACUGGAUGAGGUCCGUGACGGCGGAGGUAGCGUGGACAGUAACUGCACAGUAGCAGCGCCCGUUCCCGACGACACACACCAGACGUUGCGCAUUGUUGUUUCCAAAUCGGCGAAUGCGAUGCAUCCGCACAAAGGUGGCGUAUACGCACGACAAGGGUCGGGAAGCUCAUCGCCACCACCGUUCAUGGACGAUCGAUCGCUGAAAAGACAACGGUCGCUGGAAGUGUUCCAGGAGGUGUUCGGUCCCAAGGGUAGCAUCGAGCGUCUGCGUAACCCUAGCCAGCGCGUCAAGACACCCGGCGAUGUGCCGCCCUCGGUACGUAAGGUGCGUGCGUCAAAGACGCUGUCGCUCUAUGACGAUCGCAUGAUGACGGCCACGGUAGCAACCGGAAACCGUUUAGCAAACUCAGUAUAG
Anopheles marshallii is the source of this 2961-nucleotide messenger RNA. RefSeq lists its product as uncharacterized. The record is from RefSeq and is a predicted model, not a curated record. Gene Ontology annotation, cellular component: signaling receptor complex; plasma membrane. Lineage: Eukaryota; Metazoa; Arthropoda; Insecta; Diptera; Culicidae. The transcript has 6 exons. Gene Ontology annotation, molecular function: transforming growth factor beta receptor activity; ATP binding. The coding region runs from base 1 to 2961 and encodes 986 amino acids. Gene Ontology annotation, biological process: cellular response to growth factor stimulus; BMP signaling pathway; protein phosphorylation.